AGAAAGCUGGAAAGUUUGUGUUGGCGGAAAGCAGAGAAGCACACAGAGAAGGCGUGCGACUCUGCCGCGAAGACGAAAGCAAGAAGAAAGAGGCCGCUUCGCUGUGCAAGAAACCGGGGUGUGAUCGACCAAAUAUGCAAAGGAAGGAUAGGGCGUGGUAGGAAGCCGUUGCCGGAAAUUUUGGUCAGUAAUCGCUGCAGACGGGAGAGAGUUUGAGAGCAAAUAGAGUGGAUAUAAGAAGGGCUUAUGCUUUUGAUUUAUGGAUUUUGAGGUUUAAGCCGAGAGAAAGAGUAGAGAGUGAGGGAAGAGAUUUCUGGUUUCAAAAGGCAGAAAAAGUGAGGGCAAAUAGCGAAGGGAUUGUGGGAUCUCUGGUAGCAUAAGCAAAGGAGAGGCAGAGAAGAAGAAAACAAGAAAGAAGAAGAGGAAAACACAGGGAAGCAAUUUCGGCCGUUGGAAGAGUCUUAUGUAGCGAUGCAUCACUCAUGUUGUGAUAAUGAGCAGGCUUUAAGGAUAUUCAGUUGGUGGGUUGUCAGCUUAAGGGAAACAAUGCAUCCAGCUAAUGAAGACGGUUACAAACCCCCACCAGAACUCGAAGUGGACACCAUGCAGCCACUUAUUGAUAUUAAUGUAAAUGAAAACACGGAGUUCUGGCUUAUUCAGUGGCCCCUUAAUCAGUUUCCUGAAAUUGAUGGGAGAGAAUUGAAACUCGAGCUUCAUCAAGAUGGGCAGUUCAGCAGUGUUGAAGAUUCAUCUGGGAAAGCUUAUGAUUUGGUCAGCUUUGCAGCUCAAGAGGCAGAUGCUGUGGUUAUUUUACCUUCCGGAUCAGAGUCAAAGAUUGUUGGGAGAAUUUCUCGGCGAGUUUCCCUUGUUCGGUACCCAGAGCCAGAUGAACUUGAAAAACUGAGUUCCAAAAAGCAUCAAAAACCAACCGGAACAUUUCUGACAAAUUCUUCUCACUAUUUAUCAACUCCUACGCAAAGUAAUUGGGUGAGAAGCUCACAGUCUGGUCGGGGUGAUCCAGCCUCCACACACAGUAGCAAACAUAAAAGUUCCAUAUCUGGAGUCAGUGAGGAAUCGAAGCCAUUAAAAAGAAAACACGUCAGUGAACCCUCUGGAUCCAUGGGCCGAUCAGCAUUAGAGUCAGGACGAGGUCAGAGUUCUGUUACUUUCUCAGGUGGAUCCUCAGGACGAGCCCAUAGUUCAACUACUACGGUUUCAGGCUCCUCGGAGCCAGACCGUGAAGGAAAGUUGAAAAAGAAGAGGAGAAUCGAGUAAUGUCCACCAUGCUCCUGCUGGUUUUAUUUUGUUGGUUAUUAAUAUUACCAUACCACAAUGACACAUUUCUGGCAGAAUGUGACAUUGCUUCAGUGAUUCUUCACAAUCAUUAAUGCCCCCCUGGUUUUCUUGACUCGAAAAUACUCCAAGUUCUAUAUAUGAAUAUGGAAUCUCAUUAUUAUGCA
Molecule: messenger RNA, 1460 nt
Organism: Carica papaya (papaya)
Lineage: Eukaryota; Viridiplantae; Streptophyta; Magnoliopsida; Brassicales; Caricaceae
Product: mediator-associated protein
Source: RefSeq, a predicted model, not a curated record